Molecule: messenger RNA, 10472 nt
Organism: Macrobrachium nipponense
Lineage: Eukaryota; Metazoa; Arthropoda; Malacostraca; Decapoda; Palaemonidae
Gene: KrT95D
Product: phosphofurin acidic cluster sorting protein 2-like
Exons: 19
Coding region: 472-3849 (1125 amino acids)
Biological process (GO): protein localization to plasma membrane
Source: RefSeq, a predicted model, not a curated record
CAACAUAGGUGGCCGGGCCCCUGGGGGUCUCAUUCUCUGCUCGAGCAGUGUUCUCACGACCGCCGCCAGCGAGGGGAGUCUCCUCUGGCGUUCAUCCGCGUUGCCCUCACUUGUACACCUCUCUCAGAGUGACAUAAAGAUAUUUCCCUUCAUCGUCGCGUACAGCAACCAGCAUUGCACCCUUCGGGGUAGUCAGUCGCACGAGUGUGUUGCUAAAGCCAAAGAACAGAAUUUCAAACAGCUGACAUUUAUUUAUUUGAUUUGGGAAAUGAAGACGUUAUAUACGAAGUCAGUUUGCGUGCGUUGAAAUAGUUGUUGAUGACGAUGAUGUGUGUGAUCUCUUGAUUGCAUAGAAAUUCCACCUUCUUUUAGCAAUAAAAAGGAUACUUUUCUUGAACGUUGUUGAACUAUAUAUUUAGAUUGUGUCAAAUAUUGUAAUAUGGGUUUUGCUGUGUCUUUGAUGUGGGAGUGAUGGUGCGUGCCCCAUGUGAAGGCGUGGUCUCGACUUCCCCUGCCAUGGCUGGGGGAUUUCCACGUAGUUGUUCUUGGUCAGUCACGCCCGCCACGCCUCCCGUGGCCGCGGGUCAUGCCCCGGAGGCCCUCUUCCCCCAGAACGACGGCAGCCUCCAUCGUGGCAGGGACAGAAAUGACCAUUUGAGGAAGCGGGCGAGCAUCACCGCCCUCGUGGGCGGAAACAGCAGCGGAGGCCGAAGCCCAACGCGGCCCGAUUCUCGAGCUCCCAGAGCUGAUCGUAGUCCCCGAAGGUCCUUAGGGGCUGUUUGGAGGGUUUCGUCGUCAAGCCCCGCGAGGCAGUUGGGGGCUUGGUUGGGCAGGCGACCGAGGUCCUUCGCAGGUCCAGAAGACAACAAUUCUUCGUACAGCCGCAACUUAGCCCCUCCCACGUCGCCAGUGCCAUCCCUGUGUUCCUCCUCGCCGGAGCCCCCCUCACCCCUCGACCCUUUAGGGCUCCGCAACCUAUACGGGAGUGGGAGCGCAACUGCGCCAUGCCUCAGCAGCAGCCCCUCCGCCGGAUCUUUAACGGCAUGGAACAAAAACCAAGUUGCCAGUGCUCCCAGAAGGCCAACCCGGCUCGUCAUCAGCGGGCGUGCUCGCCCCCGCCGUCUGCAUCACACGCCUUGUGUUACCAGGCUGUGCAAUGUGACGGUGACCCGACUGGUGGUGACCCAGCCCUUGGGUGGUGACCUGAAUUCGGUGACCUUAGCAGUGAAGAUGCAGUCGUCGAAGAGGACUCUCCGCUCUAAUGAGAUCCCGUUGCCUCCCUCCAGGACCCUCGAUAUUGAACUCCAACUCACCUUCUCGCUUCAGUACCCCCACUUUCUGAAGCGAGAAGGUAAUACACUACAAAUAAUGCUUCAACGCAGGAAAAAGUACAAGAAUCGCACUAUCCUCGGCUUCAAGACACUUGCUGUAGGAGUCAUCAAUAUGUCUCAGGUAUUACAGCGUCCUGUGGACCGUGAGUUAGAGCUCUACAGUGAAGGAAAAGAAAAGGGGACAUCCUUAGCAAUGGUCACUAUGGUAUCCCUUUCAUCACAGCCUGUUGACACUGAUGAACCCUCAGAGAGAGCUAAGUCCUUCAUGGCUGAUAAUCCUGCUUUGGCGCCUUUGCUGGUGCUGCUGUCUCGGGGAAUAUCCCCUGGACUACCUCAGGGGGCAUCUCCUCCACCUACUCUUCCUUCGGGUAAUCCUCUCUUAUGCUUCCCAUCUGUUGGAAGGAUACCAGGGCUUCUUCCAGAUCGACCUGUGGAUUUGGGUGAAGUCUAUAGUGAUGAAGAUGAGGACUACAGUUCACAAGAUGAGGGCAGUGACUCUGAACCAAUCUUAGAUGAUGGUUCUAGAAGAGCUCAUCAUCAUCUUCGGUCAAAUGUUCGCUCAAAAAGUUUACCUCCAAAUGCCCGGCAACGAAACCUGAAGCAAAGGUUCAUUGCAUUGCUCAAGAGAUUCAAAGUUCCUGAGGCCCUGCAAGCAUUUGACCAGGACCAAGAAUUGGAUCCCCGAACUGGUGGAGAGGUAGAUGAAGCCGAGAUUGAGGACUUGUUUGAUGAGCUCGAGGAUCUUAGUGACUCUGGCCCUGAAGUCGACACUAUCUCCAUUACAUCCACCCCAAAACCUUCUUUGCGGCCCUACUUUUCAUCUUCACGAUCUCUACUUAAUGAAGGUCUUACUGAUUUAGGGAGUACAUACCUGCGAUUGAAGGUGCCAGGUGCGUUACGUCCUCGUGGUGUUAAAGUAGAUAAAGUAGGAGCAGACAGAUUAAGUGAUGAAAGCAGUAAAAGAGCUGACAGUGAUCAUAUGGAAAACUGGACAGAUCAAGAACACUCAGACCCUCAGUGCCUCGCUUCAUCCCCACCCAGAGAAGAUAAAAAUAAAAGCAACAAGACCAAAUUAUUUAAUAGGGAACGAACUAAUAUGUCCUUGAAAGAGAGAAGAAGUAUAUCAUCUACUGGUGGUUCCACACCUAGACAAGAAAAAAUGGUUGUCGAACGUUCAAACUCCAGUGCUAAUGCUGAUGCUAGUCCAAGAAAGGUAUUAUUAGAACAAUUAGCAAGAGUCCUUCCAGUAGAAGAUAUUAACCUUCCUGAUCAUGUUGUGCUAGUUAAUACUGGGGAGUCUCAUGGUGCUCUGCUGGCAGCGCACUUGACCGAACAUGGACAUAGGGUCAUUACUACUAUGGCUCCAGCAGAUGUCAAAGCUACCAUAUCACAUCUUGUCAACAAAAUUCAAAAAUUUUGCAACAGUAAUGCAAAAGCACCUGGUCCCAUGAAGGUGGUGGUGGUUGGGUCUGAUACUUACAUCAGCUGUGUCUUACGACCAUAUGUUGACCAGUUUUCUUCCAAGCCACCUGACUUCCAAAAUCAUGUUAGAUUUCUUAUCAUUCCUCUUGGUGUUAAUAGUCUAGCUAAGUACUUAGGUUCUGUAGAUUCUGUGUAUGGUGCAGCUUUUGUUAGUGAUACCUGGAGAGAAGUUGUAGAACGCUGGGAAAACCAGAUGUACAAGAAGUUGUUAAUCGGAUACAUAGGUAUCUUACUCAAGCACAGCACACAUUGCAUUUACCCAUUGCCGAAGCCAUGCUUACAUAUAAGGAAAAAAAGUGGAGACGAUGAGUCAACACAAGCUUUUGUGCCAUUUAUCAUGGAUGUCCGGUUAGGAAGUGGAGAUGUUACUUCAACAUCUGUGGACAUGGAGGAACCCCUACCGACACCCACUGCAGUAAUACUCCCUGGAUCCCCUCCUGGGGCAUCCACACCAACCACUGGAUUAAGUAUAGAAAAAUCUCGAGAUAAUACUACUCCACCUUCUUCACCAAACAUCAAUAGCUCACAUUUAACAAAUUACAAGAUGCUAGGAGAAAUUGGAGGCCAGGAACCCUUGGACCUUCAGGUUGAUUAUUGGUUAGUCCGAGGCUCAAGUCGGGAAGAAAAAGAAAAGGACAAAGAAAAAGACAAGGCACGAAUAGAAGGGGGCAAAUAUACCCUUAAAACUAGUUUUCGUACUUUACAAGUGGCUCGUUUAGCUCCUCUUGGAAUUACGCAUCCAGCCGAUCCCACUACUUGUCACCAUUUGACUUUGUCUUAUGCUACUAAGGAAAAGAAGCAAAGGAUAAUGAGGCUUGGCAAGAAGAAGGAAAAAGAGAGAGAAUUGGAGAUCAGAAGAGAGGUUGUAGAUGGUGUCAUUAGAUUACUGGCCAGUGCUAAAAACCAGCCAUUUAAAGUAAAUGUAGAUUCAGCUGAAUGGACAAAUGUGAAGUUCUUCCAGUUGUCCUCUCAAUGGCAGACGCAGAUCAAAACUUUCCCUAUCUCCCUCUUCAGUCUUCAGGACUCUAACUUGUGACUUACUACUUAUCAGGAAACUGUAAGUUAGUCUACCAGCUCCAGAACACAAUUUCUUCAAAUCUGAGUGACAUCAACACAUCUUCCUCUUAUCAAAAGCAAUAAGAUUUGCUGAACAAUCACGUGUUUUCCAUUUACGCAUCCUCUUUUCCUCAAAGAAAUCCAUCGAAAAACUGAAGUAGCUUUGGAACAAAGUACUACAUGGAACUUGAUACAAAAUGUUGUUUAAUCAAGUACCCUGGUUAUAUUGUUUAAAGUAUCUUCUGCAAAGCCUUAAUGCAGUUAAAGUGAUAUCUUUAGAUAAAAAUGAUCUCAUUCAAAACUAUGUGUUGCACAAUUAGAAAAAUUUGUAAUUGCUAGAUUUUUUAAUCAGUGAGCUUUUUAAGUACAUUUCACAUCAUCACGGUCUGUGUACUCACCAUUCAAGAAACAAAUCUCUUGGCAAGUGUAAAUAUUCAGGAUUAAAGGACAUGGCACUUUCUUAAUAAUUUGUUUUAUCUGUAGAAGUCCAUGACAUAAGCAGUUGUUAUCAGCAAAAUUGGUGAGACAUUGUUCUAUAGGUUUUGAACAAGAUAUUGCAAAAAUAGCCAAACAGUAAUGGCAAUAUUUGAGUAUCGACACAACAAACAAGUAAGGGAUUUUGAUGUAUUUUAAUAUCCACAAUCCGUCUUGCUAGAAGCAUACAAGGGGAACUUUUAUGAUCCAAGCAGCCACUAAGGAUGCCAUCAGGUUUGUGGCAUUGCCACCAUUAACUUGCUUCCUAAAUGUUGUGAAUGUUUUCAUUUAGUAAGAGCUAUUUGCAUAACUGCGUUUUCUUUUAUACUGAGAGUCAUCUUGUGUUGAAAACAUGUUUUUUUUCUUAUAAUACAGUGUUAUUGUGAUGCUAGUGUAUUUUUGUAUGUCCUAGAUUGGUAUGAAUUUGGACCUGAAGGGAAAUCCUUUUUUUUAAGUGAAAAGCACAAAUGUGAAAUGGUGUAGAAGUACAGUAUGUUUUAAAUGUCUGUAAAGUGAUAAGAUACCAUAUUGAACUUUUGUUAAUUCCUGCUUAUGUUCAAAAUUUUAGUAAGGCAUACAGUGUUUAGUGUUUUUGGAAAUUACAGCAAUUGAUAUACCAAUAUGCAAGUAGUGUUUUCAUACUUGACUAAUUUCAUAUUAGUAUAUUGACAUGCACUUUCUCAAUCAAGCUCAAUAUUAGUUUACUUAAGUAAAAAUGCAGUAAUUGUAGUGUCUCAACGUCUUGUCAUAAUAGAUAUUACUUUAUGUAAAGUAACUUAUGGUACAAGUGUAAUUUGUUUUGAAAAUGGGCUCCAAGUAUAAAGUUUCAAAACUUGUCUGACAUUAUCCGAGUCAUAUUUUGAAAAAUGUAGACCACUCUAUUUUCAACUUUGGUUGCUCUACUUCAGUGUGAGAAAUAAUGAGAUUGAAUGGGUUCAGAAAAUGGAAAUGCCUAUUGCUUGAUUAGAUAUAACAAUUGCAACAUUGUUUCAGUCUUAAGGAAAUUUUGGUUAAAUUUCAUGUUUUAGUACAGGAAUGAUACUGAUUACUUUAUUUACACUGCAAAUUGUAUAAUUUCAAUGGUUUUUACAAAAUUAUGAAAUUGAAAAUUUAGAAAAUUAAAUUACAAAAGGCAAAAUAUAUUGUUAGAUUAUUGACUAUUUUAUUCAGAUAUUUUUUACUAGUACUGUAGAAGUUGUUUGGGAGAUUCUUGUACUGGUAAAACUUGAAUGAGUCCUGUUUGUUUAAUUGUUGUAUACAGAUGAAUUUUAGAACUAGAAAAUGCAUUAAGCAAUCCAGAAGAAAAGAAUUAAUUUAAUUCCUUUUGACAAAUGCUUGUUUUGUGAAUCAUGUCUUCUUUGCUUUGAUGCCAAGAAUUUUUAUUUUAUUCUUGUCAUCUGUCAUCCCCCUGGUGUCUGGAGUCUGCUGUUGGAUAAGUAUUAGUGGCCUUGUGGGGCCAAAAACCACUAGUCUCAUACUUGUCAGGGUAGGGAGCAUCCAGGGAGAAACACUUCAUCAGGGUCCCCAAUAUAUAAUACAGGUUUACAUAUACAACUAACACUCAUUGGUUUUAUUUUUGAUGAUGCUUCAAUGAUUAAAGAAAUACCAAAAUAGUCGGCAAAUGUUUUUGGAAACUGUACCUUAAACUCAAGUCCAAUAGUGUGGCUGUGAAGUUUACUAUGGUGUGAUUGGAAUUUUAUAUUCCAAUUGCAAACCUAACUAAAAUUUACAUUAGGAUUGAAAAAAAAAACAAGUAAUGCAGAACAUUAUAGACAUGAUAUUAAAUCAGUGUCAUAUACAUAAUUGUAUACAUCCACUCCUCUUCUGUUUAUUGAACAGCAUUAUAAUGUCUGUAAUAUAGUGUUUUUGCUGUUUUAUGCCACCAGCUUUUGAAUUGUGGUAUAAUGGAUGCCCCCACUCCCAAGUAAUUGAAUGUGAUGUAAACAUUGUGUUUUUUGCAUUUGUAGAUAGUAGGUGAUUUAGAGUUUAAGGUUAGCAUGAUGUGAAUGUGCUGGUGAUUUUUAUAAAUCCUAUUUAAAGUUAAAUGUGGCCAGUAAAUGAAGGUAUAUUGGCCAAUUAUAAAGCAUAGCUUAUACAUGUUGAAGUGCUUAUAUCAUGAAUCUUGCAUAGUACACAACUGCCAGUGUUAUUUUCUGUAAGAUUCUAUAGCUAAAGGAACAGGUUAGUACAUUUUGAUUUCCAUUUUUUAUAAUAAAGGUGCUGUAAUUUCAUCACAUCAGUAAGCAUUAUUUUCAUCCUGCCAGUAUUUGGCAUUAAUUAGUUCUGGAUGUCUAAAAUAGCUGUGGUUUUGCUGUGUAAUUAAGUUAAGCUUUUUUUACUGAUGAUUUCUUUAAAAAAUUUAGUUGAAAUUAUAAAUUUUCAGAAAAAUCUCUAAAUUUAUAACAUAUACAACUGAUGAAAUGUGCUAGUAUUAUGUACAGUCGAUACUGAAACAGAAAACGUUUAAUGAAGGAAAUAGAAUUUUUUAUUUUUUUGUUACUUGGGUCUUUCUGGAGGAUAUAUCUUGUUUUGUUAGAUUGCUGUAGUUUCAAGCUUUUGUUAUAAUUCAAUCAAGUCAAUAAUUAUCAUACUAAUUCAGGAUGGAAGGGAUCUUGUAGAAAGUAGCACUAGCUUUACUUAUAAAGUUAUUACAAGCCUUAUCAUAUAAGCAAGUCAGACAUAGUAAGCAGCUUGUGAAGUUAAUUUUUAAUUAUGAAUGAAACACUUUCACUGUUACGUGGAAGAUAAGGACCACAAGUUACAAAGAAAAUAUUAUAAUUUGCAUAAAUUUCCACUUUUGUAUCCUUAUCAUUGGGAGGAAGUUUUAUAAAAUAUAGUAUCAGGAAAUGUGGAGUGUAUAUGGCUGAUGUGGAUGUGAGUGAGGGACAGUUCUGACAGUUGGAUGUGCUCUCAGUGAGGCUUCAGUACUUGAAGUUAAGCUGAGUAAUUGGGAUGUAUACUUAUUCUCAGAACUAUGGAGUUUUUCUGAGCAACAUGGUUUUGCCAGAGUUUUUGACAAUGGAGCGAGGUACAGUAUCUUAUACAGUAGCUUCAAUCAAAGAUGUUUGUAAUUAAGCUUAGCUUCAAAAGCUUCUUGUUAUUUGGCCAAGGUUGCAUUCAUGAGGUAUCAUGGCAUUAUUGAUAUAAUGAUUGGCAUUGGGUUUUUAAAAAAUAUAUCAGACUUUGUUACUGCACUUUUGAAGUAUUUAAUAGCAAAGAUAUUUUUCAAAUUGUUAGAGCGUCUCAAAGUCUAAAGGCAAGGCACGUAUUGUGCUCUCUCUACCUUCUUUUGAAUGUAACCAGCACUAACAGGAGCACUUCUUGUUCUUCCACUUGCAUUGGAACAAAAAUUAGCACACACAAAUUUUCAUUAUUUGUAAAGAGUUUGUAAAAUAAUUUUUAUGGAUUUUUUGUGAAAAUAUUUUCAGUCUAUAGUGUGUUAUGAAGACACCUUUUGGAUGGACAAAAUCAAUUUAAGGUGAGGAAUGUGAUGUAAAAAUGCAUUCAAACUUAAAAUUGGUAUUAAUUUUAUGAAAUAUACCCAUCAAAGAAAUCCUGGUAAGUAACGGGUUUUUUGUUAUGUCAAAAUGAACAUCAAGAAUCUCUUUAAGCAUUGUUUGGCAUUGUUUGUGGAAAUAUUUGUACUGUUUACCACAAUUUUGUUUUUAAUAUGGAAAACAUUUAAGUCGUUCCUUCAGCAUCUGUAAGACUUAUGACAUCUAACAACAGAUAAACAUGUUACCAUACUAAUUACAGUAGUAAAUACAGGUUAAUUUUGGAGGAGGAUAACCAUCUUAGGUUUCUUUAUUUUCUCUGUGAAAGGGCUUGGCUAUAGUAAUGAAAGGCUGUGAUAUUUAUCUCUUGUAUACAAUUUUCAGUUUAUUUCAUAAGGUUUAACCUUGGGAAUUGUAUUUGACUGUAGUUGUUAAUACUGUAAUGCAUUAUAAUUAUCUUAUAUACUAAUUACAUAGUUCUUUUAUCCUGAACAUCUUUUUGUUAUAAAUGUCAUUUCAUUAUUUUGAAUAUCUCUCUUUUGAGGCAUCUCAUACUUCUUCCUCCUCUUUCAUUUUACAACCAUUACCCAUGCUGGUUCCAUGCACAGAUGUUUUAAUGGAAUUUUUGAUACAAAGUGGUUUGGUAACAUGUAUUUUCUAAAAGUAAAAAAGAAAUCUGAAGUGCAUAAUGCACAUUGAAAGAUUAAACUUAUAUUCUUGAUAUUCAACAUCAUUUAACAUCUAGCAGAAAUUCAACACAAAACAAAUGACUGGUAUAAAGUUUUUGUAAGUGAAGUAACAAAAGACGAUCAAGUUUACAUCAUUGGAACAUAUGCUCAGAGGAAUUUGGUUCAUACUUAUCUAGGUGUUUAUAGAAGGCUAAUUUUACUCUGGACUUUUCCAAAGGUUAAGUGGUAAAUAGGUAAGUAUACCCCUGGGAUGAAUUUUAAUGUAUCUCUUCUUUGUUAUGCCAAGGGUCUGCUGGGAGGUGCUUAAUUUUUCAUAGUAAAUUUGAAGUUGUUUAUUUGUCAAAACUUUUGAAUUUUUAAUUUUGUGUUGGGUCUACUUAACCAUAUUGCUUCAUGUACAGUAUUUGCUACAGUUGAAUAUCAAACUGAUUUAUAGAAUUAGUUGUUUUGUAGUUGGAUUUUGUUGUACUACUACAAUCACUUAUAAAGGUUAAUGGAAUACAAAUGUAACUAUUGGUGCAAAAAAAAGUUUUCACAGUUUUUCUAAGGCAAUUUGUGUUCCAUUUCUUCAAUAGAACUGUAGCCUUUUUAUUUCUCUUGGGGCCUGUUUAAUCCUCUCCAGGUACCUGUGUUCCAGUUACCUGUUUACAUGGAACUUUACUUUGCCUUGGUAAAAUAUUAGUCAAAAUUACUGAUAUUAUCAAAGCUGUUUAUAUUUUUAUUUUUUGAGUUAUUCUGAUUUUUAUAGCCUUUACAACUUGUGGAUGGAAGGUUAUUGUCAAAGGAUAGUUUUUAAAGAUUUGUGCCGAGUUAGUUUUUUAUGAAGGAAAAUUGAAUCUCAUUGUUUACUAGAUUGGGAGUGAUUUAUUUAAGCCGCAUAAUUUUGAUUUGCUUAUGGUAACAUAUCCAGCAUUAUGGAUUUUCUGAUUUUUUUAUUCUGGUCCUGGGGAGUUAUAUUGUAUUUUAAUUUUAAUUUUGUCACAAGCAGUUGUACUCUUAAGAAGGUUACCAAAUAAGUUUGGGUACAAUUAAUUAAUUAUUGAAAAUUUAAGUGUAUGUGGAAGCAUGCUUUUCUGAAUAUCUACGAUAUGAAGUGGCACAGCAGCUUCUGUCCCUUGAUUGUAACUAAGCACUUUACGUUCCUCAUAAAUUUGAGUCUUUUCCUGAGGAUGCCUUUAUAACUGUGUGAUGAUUAUUUUGUGUAUCAGAUACAUACUGUAUAUGAGAAAUUUUGUAUGAUUUUUUUUUAUGAAUGAAAUUUAGGUUAGUACAUAACCAUGAAAGACAGAUACUCAUGCUUUUAAAUAUGUAAUACAUUUUGUACACAAUUUGCAUAGGUUAAGUGUCACGCUACAAAUAGAAUGUCAGCUACCCAAUGCCCUUGUACUGUCUCUUAUUCUGUCAGUAGUGGAUGAUAAAAGUUUGUAACUAUUUACACAAUACGUACCAUACAUAUCAAACCAUUCUCUGGUUUUCUGAAGCAAAACUCUGGGGACUUGCUAAUCUCUUGUACCUCUGCUGAUGCAAAAAAAUUUUGCUUUGUCCUAUGUUCAGCCUCUUUUCAUAGCUUCUUGUUAUAUUGCAAAGUAUACCCAUUGUUAAUUACUUCAUCCCAUAUGUAUAUAAUAGGUGGCAUAGUAAGCUUCAUUCAUUUUCAUAUGUUCCUUGUUGUCUGUGUAGUCAGACAUCCUAUUACAGUAUAGUCUUAUCAUCUGCUGUAUUCAAGAUUUUAUAUUCCUAUUUUUAUUGUAUGUAUUUCAUGUGUUAAUUUUUAAGGCACAAUUUAAUCACUGCAUCAGCAUUUUCCUUUUUGAAUUUGUACAAUCUUUCAAAUCAUUUAAAACUUGAGAAUUCUCUCCCCCAUAUGAUCACCAAACCAUCCUCUCUUAAGGAAGGCAGUGUAAGCUGUAGUGACUACGUCACUCUGAAUACAUGUUGGAAUACGU